ACGAAGAGGUAAUGUUAGAUGAAGGAAAGUAAUAAUAAUUGAUGAAAUAACUGUAAACAACAGACCCAGACCCAUGAUCCAAAAAUUAUUUACAAUAUAUAUAUAUAGUUGUAUAAUAAUUUGUACAGCUCUCCUCUUGCUGCUGCCUCCUUGUAGACCGACGGCUGACCGCAUAGCGCUCAUCCAGCCGGAUACACCAACCACAUUUGCCAAAAAGCUAGCUAGCUAAUUAGGCUCCUCCUCCUCCUCUGGACACCCUGUUCCCUCUCCCUUUCACUAUCUUCAGAUCUCUAGCUAGCUAAUUAUAUAUAUACUAUUUUGUACGCGAAAGCUUUUUGAUUCUUUUAUCAAUCUCUUUCUCGUUCUCUUCCCUUUCCCCGUAGAUAACUGAUUCUUUAAUCAGCCUCUCUCAUGGCGUCUGCAUGCCUUGUCCCUCUCCAAAUCCAAUUGUACGUGGUUUAAUUAUCAUUUAUCCAUGUACUUUCGAUCGAUCGGCUUUCUUAUUCUUAAGAACUGGGUUUCCUCUUUAUUCUUAAUUUCUUUAUCUCAAUAUAUCGAUCGUAUAAAGCUUGUUUCUUUUUACAGCAACAUCGAUCUAAUUCCUUAAUUUAAUUAGUUUGCAGCAAGCUUUUCUUUUUUGUUUAUAUAUAUAUACCUAUAUACAGCACGAGGGAAGGGAUCGAGUAUAUAGUUAGAUAGCUAGGAGGAUGAGAAACUCGAGAAGAGGCAAAAUGGUUACAGAAACCAACAGGAGUAGUACUUCACAGCAACAGAAUAGCGCCGAAGAACUCUCCUUUUCUUUUGGCGAUUCAUCCGAAGCCAUCAUCCCUAUCCCUUGUAAUAUUCUCGAUGCAUCGCCUGAUCGGCUACUUAAGGGCGACAGCCCUUCAAUGUCAAAGUCUCCGUGGUCUUCUCAUGUAGCUGAUCAGGUGCAGUCCAAUGAUUGUUCUUACACAGGCCUAAUGGGUUCUCUUGUCCGCGAAGAAGGCCACGUUUAUUCACUGGCUACUUCUGGCGAUUUGCUCUACACAGGAUCCGAUAGCAAGAACAUCCGGGUAUGGAAGAACCAGAAGGAAUUUUCGGGCUUCAAAUCCAACAGUGGGCUGGUUAAAGCCAUUGUUAUUUCAGGCGAGAGGAUCUUUACGGGCCAUCAAGACGGGAAGAUCCGACUCUGGAAGGUCUGUGCGAAGAACCCGAGCCUUCACAAGCGGGUCGGGACUUUACCCACCUUGAAGGCCUUCAUCAAGAGCUCCAUCAACCCCAACAAUUACGUCGAAGUGAGGAGGAACCGCAACGCCGUGUGGAUAAAACAUUUCGAUGCCAUUUCGUGUCUCAGCUUGAACGAAGACGAGACCCUUCUCUACUCCGCUUCCUGGGACAAAACCAUGAAGGUUUGGAGUUUGCCCAACUCCAAGUGCUUGGAGUCGAUCUAUGUUCACGACGAUGCAGUUAACGCCGUUGUUGCUGGCUUCGAUGGCUUAGUCUUUACAGGCUCUGCGGAUGGCAGCGUCAAAGUAUGGCGAAGAGAGUGGCAAGGAAAGGGAACCAAACACUUCUUUUCGCAAAAUUUGUUGAAGCAAGACUCCGCUGUGACGGCUUUGACAGUUGACCCGUCGGCCAGGUUUCUUUACUGUGGCUCGUCGGACGGCCUUGUUAACUUCUGGGAACGUCGGAAAUUUCUCUCGCACGGCGGCCACUUGAGGGGCCACAAGCUUGCUGUUCUAUGCUUGGCUACGGCUGGUAACUUGGUGUUCAGUGGAUCGGCUGAUACGAAAAUAUGCGUGUGGAGUAGAGAGCCGGAGGGCGGCCACAUCUGCUUGUCUGUGUUCACAGGGCACAGUGGGCCGGUUAAGUGUUUGGCUGUUGAAGAAGAUCAAGGAGCAGCAGCGGGUAGCAAUGGGGCUUGCAUCCUGUACAGUGGCAGCCUCGAUAAGUCAGUGAAGAUAUGGCGAGUGUCACCAAGAAUGAAAGAGAUGCACCCACAACAACAACAGUAAAGUAAUGGGAGGAUGAAUUGAAGAUAAAUUAAGAACUCUGCAUGCAAUUGCACGACCCGUUUGAUACCUCUGCUAUUCCUAUACGCUGGGUGCCUCUUUGACACCUCUGUACAUGUCCACACACACACACACACACAUAUAUAUAUAAAUAUGAUGACAAAUGAAAUAACUAAGAUUUAGAUGAGUCAUAUAUAUAGCUAGAGUGCACGUAAUUAACAUAUAUAACAGUAAAAAACAUAUUUACUGUAACAUAUUUACCUUUUGAUCAAAAAAACAUAUAUAACAGUAAAAAGGAAAGCCAUCAAUGUUGGU
Molecule: messenger RNA, 2309 nt
Organism: Diospyros lotus (date-plum)
Lineage: Eukaryota; Viridiplantae; Streptophyta; Magnoliopsida; Ericales; Ebenaceae
Product: protein JINGUBANG-like
Exons: 1
Coding region: 708-1997 (429 amino acids)
Molecular function (GO): protein binding
Source: RefSeq, a predicted model, not a curated record